Molecule: messenger RNA, 2348 nt
Organism: Ipomoea nil (Japanese morning glory)
Lineage: Eukaryota; Viridiplantae; Streptophyta; Magnoliopsida; Solanales; Convolvulaceae
Product: probable myosin-binding protein 5
Exons: 3
Coding region: 493-1980 (495 amino acids)
Molecular function (GO): myosin binding
Source: RefSeq, a predicted model, not a curated record
GAAGCUGCGGGGCAUUAUAUUGGUGGUGAUUCUUGUUUCGAUCCAGCUGUUUGGUUUUUAAUGGUUAGAAAAGGUUGUACUUGUAUUUGGAGAUAAUAAAAACAUAACAUAGGAAUUAGGAAAGUUUUACAUGGACAGAAAAAAAACACAGAAACUGUGACAGUCCGCAAAUUGCUGUAAAAAUGUUCGGACGAGGCCAAUUCCUCCGCAAACUGAAACAAAAUCUGCCACUCAAUUCUAUUAUAAGUAUUGUUGUCAGCCCAAAUCUGUUCUUCAGUCUUGCUCCUGCUUUCAACACAAUAAACACAAAACCCAAAAGAGGGAGAGGCGGAUCAUGAUCCAGUGGUGGUUCAAUUAAUCACAGCAAGGUCAUGAUCUGUCUCAUCUAACCAAACCCAAAUUUGGUUUUGAUCCCUCCUGCCAACCACAUUCCCAGCCUGUUGAUUCAAUUCUCUCAAGUCUCAACAAAACAAAUUUUCCUUGCUCCAGAAAAUGGCCGCCGCCGCUUCUAUGGCCCAGCCUACCCUGUCAUUCAAGCGUUUUGUGAAACAAAGGUUCCCAAUGUGUGUGUAUUUGUUCAUAUAUGCUGUCCUAGAAUGGAUGAUGAUCAUGAUGAUUCUCCUGGAUGGGUUUCUGGCGUUCUUGUCUGAUGAAUUCGCGAGGCUGUUUGAGCUAAACAUCCCUUGCUUGCUCUGUACCAGGAUCGAAUAUGUCAUGUCUCACAGGAAACAAAAUCUCUGCUACAAUGACUGCCUCUGUGAAGAGCACAAGAGGGACAUUUCCUCCCUCGCAUAUUGCCAUAUUCACAAGAAGAUCUCUGAAAUCAGGCAUUUGUGUGAUAAUUGCCUUAUUUCCUUUGCCACCUCCAAAGAUUCUGAUUGUGAGAGGUACAAGCCUCUGUUGGGGCUUCUGCACAAGGAUGUCAGCUGCUUUGCUGAUGAUGGUGCCAGAGUUUCUGUGAAAUCUAUCAAGACAGUGACAGACAACGAGGAGGCCCCCCAGGUUGACAAGGACACCACUUCUGAGAGGUGUUCGUGUUGUGGGGACUUCAUCCAAAGGCUCAAGUAUAACAGGAAUCUAUCCAUGAACUCCAAUGCUCCUGCUCCAUCGCCUCGCGCCUGGAGAAAUGAGCAAAUCCGCAGUGUUGAAUCACCUCGCAUUCGUUUCACAGACAUCAAGUUGAGGCCUGAUAAUGACUCUGAGCUUCCAUAUGAGGAAGAUUCUUCUACUCCAGUGAGAAAUGACACUAAAUCAGAGGGAGUCCAAGAAGAAGCUUGCAGAACCCCUAGUUUUCUAAGAGCAAGCAGGUUUCUCCCUUCCUCAGAUUCAGUUCAAGCAAGUCCUAGGUUGUCUAGGCUGUCAAUGGAUGUUCUUUCAGAUUCCAAUGACACGAGUGAAGGAUAUCACAAGUCUCUCAUGGCACUAAAGAUGGAACUGGAUGAAGAAAGAAACGCUUCCGCCAUUGCAGCAAAUAAUGCAAUGGCAAUGAUCACUCGGCUGCAAGAAGAGAAGGCAGCCCUUCAAAUGGAGGCAUUCCAGUACCAGAGAAUGAUGGAAGAAGAGGUAGAAUUCGACCAAGAAGAAGUGGAACUAAUGAGAGACAUGCUCAUAAAGAGGGAGGAGGAAAUGAAGAUUAUGGAAUCUGAGCUCGAGGCAUAUAGACAACACUAUGGACCUCUCUCGAGAGUAAAUGGCGAGGCCUAUGAAGUUCCCGGGGACGAAGAUUAUCUGGAGCUGAGAUCCCAUUUCUUAUCAUCCUUUGGAAUGUCAGAAUGUACCAGUCCUACUGAUGAAGUAGAUCAUUUAAAGCAUUCUGGCACUUACACAGCCGGGAAUAGGGAGGAAUCAUCUGUAGAUUAUGAGUUUGAGAACUCUCAUCUUUCGGGUUCGUUAACCAAUGUUGGAAACAAGACUACUGGAUCUUCAGAUGAAGAAGAAUUCCCUUCAUCAGAACUCAAUAAAGACAGACAAGGGAACUGAGGAGAUCAGUGGAGGCAUCACAGCAUUAUCAAGAUCAAGAUCACCUUUUUCUUGAACAAAGAAACUUAGUAAUUCAGCCGUACUAAGUAACGUUGUCUAGUUCAGCCUAUAACCUACGACGUUUUGCUGCUACCAGAUCAUAUUUAAUUUAGUACGGUCAUUAAUGUUUCCAUAUUAGAAAAUAUAGCUGCUUUUUGUCCUGCAAGGAGCUUUCAAAUCGAAGCUUCUGCAUCAAUGCAGCUCUGACUUCUUUUUUCUCCUCUCAUUCUUUCUUUCCUUGUAAUGUUCACCAUAUUAAUUUCUGUUGUAAAAGUUGAUGCUAUACAUUUAAUUAUAAAAAUUCAUUUUUUCUUAUAAAGUGCAUCCAU